Messenger RNA from Marchantia polymorpha subsp. ruderalis, 2986 nucleotides. The record is from the annotation of a GenBank genome assembly. Lineage: Eukaryota; Viridiplantae; Streptophyta; Marchantiopsida; Marchantiales; Marchantiaceae.
CAGCUCGUCGCCCGCUCCCGGUCCUCUUUCUCAUUCGCCGCCAGAAGACCGGACCUCACUUUCUGUCCCGAGCGCCCUCCAUUUGGCCGCUCCUGCGCUUACCUGCACCCACCGUCCCCUGCCCUGCACCGGACCUCGGGCUCUCCUCGUCGUCCUCGUCGUCGUCGUCGUUGCUCUCUCUUGAGGAGCGCCUCGCAGACAUUUCACAGUUGGCGUCCGAGCGAAAGGAAGGCUGCAACGGGUGGCGCGGGCGAGGAGCGUCUGGGAGGAGCGUUGGGGAGAGGAGUCGAGAAGAGAAGAGAAGAGGAGUCGUAGCAAGAGAAGGAAUUUGCGAGGAGACGAGAGGAGACGAGAAUGGCUGCUAUGGCAGCAGCGGCGGCAGGAGGGAUGGCAGUGGCGGGGAGCGGACAGGUCCCGGCGAUGCCAGCCUCGAGUUGGCUCGGCAGCGGCACGAGGAAGAGCCUCGGGGCGCUGCGGGGAUUUCGUGCCGCGAGCUCUGCUUCGUCUUGUUCCGGGAGCGAGCUGCGGCGGGCUCCGCCUGCGCAGUUCGUUCGAUCUCAGGAGAAUGGCCGCGGCAGGACUCGAGCUCUUGAUACGUCGACCGCCGCUUCGGCUGCUGCAUCUGGCACGCUUUUGUCGUCCGAUGGUGUAGGCUCGCCUGUAGGCACAAAAAAGACGGGAGAGGCGCCGUCUGAGACUUUGCACCAAGAAUUUAAAGAUCUCAUCGGAGAUGUUACAGACAACGAAGAGACUGUGUCCAUCACUGUCGUUGGUGCCUCCGGAGAUCUGGCAAAGAAGAAAAUUUUUCCGGCCUUAUUUGCCCUGUUUUACGAGGGCUGUCUACCUAAGCAUUUUACCAUUUUCGGGUUCGCCAGGAGCAAGAUGACAGAUGAACAGCUGCGCGAGAUGAUAAGUGGUACUUUAACUUGUCGAAUUGACCAAAGGGAGAACUGCGGUGACAAAAUUGGAAAUUUUUUGCAACGGUGCUUCUAUCAUGCAGGACAGUAUAGUUCCGAGGACAACUUUCGACAGCUUGACACCGAGCUAAAGAAACACGAGGGUGGCAGAGUGGCAAACCGGCUAUUUUACUUGUCAAUUCCACCAAAUAUUUUUGUUGAUGUCGCACGAAGUGCAAGCCGUGGUUCAUCAUCAUCAAGAGGCUGGACAAGAGUUAUCGUUGAGAAGCCAUUUGGUCGUGAUUCUGAAUCUUCAGCUGAGCUUACCAGGGGGCUGAAGCAAUACCUCACUGAGGAGCAGAUUUACAGAAUUGAUCAUUAUCUCGGUAAGGAGCUCGUGGAGAAUCUCUCCAUUCUCCGUUUCUCAAAUCUCGUAUUUGAGCCUUUGUGGUCAAGACAGUACAUCCGGAAUGUGCAGCUAAUUUUCUCUGAGGACUUUGGAACAGAAGGGAGAGGAGGAUACUUCGACAAUUACGGUAUCAUUCGAGAUAUUAUGCAAAAUCAUCUUCUCCAAAUUUUAGCUCUCUUUGCAAUGGAACCGCCUGUGAGCCUGGAUGCCGAGGAUAUCCGAAAUGAAAAGGUAAAAGUGCUGCGAUCCAUGAGACCUUUGCAUAUCGAGGAUGUCGUGAUUGGGCAGUACAAGGGCCACAGAAGGGGCGGUGUGAACUAUCCUGCAUACACCGACGACAAAACAGUUCCAAACAAUAGUAUCACGCCCACAUUCGCCGCGGCUGCUCUUUUUAUUGAUAAUGCUAGAUGGGAUGGGGUUCCCUUCCUCAUGAAGGCUGGCAAGGCUCUACACAGGAAAGGGGCAGAAAUUAGGGUUCAAUUCAGACAUGUUCCUGGUAAUUUGUACAAGAGGAGCUUCGGUACCGAUUUGGAUCAAGCAACGAACGAGCUUGUAAUUCGUGUGCAGCCCGAUGAAGCCAUCUACUUGAAGAUAAACAACAAAGUUCCAGGGUUGGGUAUGCGUUUGGAUCGCAGCAACCUCAAUCUACAUUACGCUGACAGAUAUUCUCAUGAAAUUCCCGAUGCCUACGAACGUCUUUUGCUCGAUGCAAUCGAGGGAGAGCGUCGACUGUUUAUUAGAAGUGAUGAGCUCGAUGCCGCCUGGGCACUUUUCACCCCAUUGCUGAAGGAGCUCGAGGACAAGAGAGUAGCACCAGAGUUGUACCCGUACGGGAGCAGAGGGCCCGUGGGUGCGCAUUACCUGGCUGCCAAACACCAUGUAAGAUGGGGAGACAUGAACACAGAGGUGACCUCCAAAUGAGGAGAUAUUUCUUGGAGUGAAGGUGUAGAGGGAAAAUCCUCCUUGUAAAUUACAAAUGCGCAGUUCACAUACUUCCGAUACGAAAUCGCUUGCUUGUCAGGUGUCUAAAUGCAGAAUCACACAUAGAGGUUUGUUUCAAGUGGAGCAGAGCUUGCAGUUGCAAGACACCGAGCAGUUCUUCAAAGCCGGCUUACAACCUCCACCAGAAUAAUCUACCGGCAUACCGGCAGACAUUUUUGAAGCUCAGCACCAUAACAUGCGAGAGCGCGUCAUGCUGCUGAGCUUGAGCCUGUCUAAGCUUUUGACUUCGUGCCCCAUUGUCUGUUAGAUACUUGAAGUCAAUGAGAAACUAGGUGUCAACAAAUUGUAGUAUUCAAUUUAGCAUCCCUCUAUGCAAUUGAAGAAAGCCCCGCAUGAGUUUGUUUCUCUGGGAGCUUUGUGAAUAUCGUGUAUCAUUUUGUUCCAGGUUUUACCGAAGUGAAGUUGUCUACGCUUAGCGCGAAGUAAAUUGUCAUAUGUAAAACGUGAUUUGCAUUUUUGAGGCUUCGAUUGACAUGCAGCUCUUUAAUAAAUUGACAGGCACUCAUGAGUUAUUAUCCGUUGCAGCUGGAAACAAUCAUAGAACAUGAGUUUCAGGAACUUUUUCGUACUUUGAACCCUUGAACAUAUGGUAUUUGUUGGUAACUUUGUUUUCAAGCCGAGAUGAUUUCUUCACCAACUGUGUCAGCAAGAUCAUCGUCAGUGGCUUCCAAGCCCAGUG